Messenger RNA from Kogia breviceps (pygmy sperm whale), 2900 nucleotides. It is a transcript of the gene FASTKD3, whose product is annotated as FAST kinase domains 3. Gene Ontology annotation, cellular component: mitochondrial matrix; ribonucleoprotein granule. Lineage: Eukaryota; Metazoa; Chordata; Mammalia; Artiodactyla; Physeteridae. Gene Ontology annotation, molecular function: RNA binding. The record is from RefSeq and is a predicted model, not a curated record. Gene Ontology annotation, biological process: regulation of mitochondrial mRNA stability; mitochondrial RNA processing.
CCCAGGUUCCACAGCGGGGGUGUUCAGGUGUGGGCGCGCCACCCACCUUACCCCGUCGUUGACCAGAGUCUUACUUUUUUUAUUCCACUGACAUUUCUUUUUUCCCAUCUGCCAAGCUAGACCUUCUUGUUUCUUGGUCCUGGAACAAGAUCCUAACUCUGAGGGGAAACCAACACCCCAAGGCCCUUUAAGUGCUUUGUUCACCCUUGUUUUGACCCAUCCGAAUUAAUGGCCACUUUACCCGUUGCCUCUUUUGGGGAAGUUGAACCAAACGCAAUUCCUUCCAUCAACCAACACACAGGAGGCGUACUUAGGAUCCAGACUACCUGAGUUGAAACCUAGCUCUGCCCUUUGAUAGCUGUGUAAACUGGACCACGUGACAUCUUUGUACUUCAGUUUCCUCGUUUCUAAAAUGACAUCGAAGUAGUUAAUUCGUUGUGUUGUUGGGAGAAUUAAGUACAGCAUUGCCUGGCAGAUGAGAGCGAUUAUUACGAGAUCCAGCCGCUGUUCUAAGCUCUAGGGUGCAGAGACGCUGCUCUUCUGGCACUUCUGUUUGAGUGGGAAAUGUUUAGUGGGAAUCGUUCCUUUUGCGGUGCUCAUUCUUAGUUCCAUAAGCAUUGAUGUUGAAUAAACUGUGUUCUAGUAUAUUUGACCGUGUUUUUUAAUUCUUUUAAUGUAGUUAUAAGUCAAGAGGAGUUGAGAGUCUGGUGGCAUGGCUUUAAUUACCUUGCGGAGGAACCUUUGUCAUUUAUCUGAUUUUCGGAUACAUGGAGCUCUGUCUGGUCUGAAAACUCAGCGUGUAAAUUGUGUUCACAAGACAGUCAAGGAGCAUCUGUGUCCAUGGUUCUGGUCACUGCAACUUGAGCCUGUUAGGGUCAAGUUCCAUCAUGCCCAUUCUAAAAAGUUCCAUUCAGAAAACGGAAAUGACCAUCCAGUUGGUGAGACAGUGUUCUCUCAAGUACAUGCUUGGGACAGCUCUGAACACAGUGUUAAAAAUGUGGAUGACCAGAUAUUUUACAGGACAUUAAACAGCUUCACUUCAUCGGAAGAAGUCUUACAUUUUAUAAGCACACUGCAGACUUUGCCUGAUACUAUGGCAGCAGGAGCCUUACAUCGGAUUUGUGCAAUGGAAAAAAAAAAUGAUGAUCAAAGGUUGCCAAAUGAAAUACUGGAGAAUAGCGCCUUUCAAGCUUUGUGUAAUCAGCUUGCACAGGACCCCUCAAAUCUGUCAAACACGGGUUUGGUGACUGCUUUGCAAGCCCUGACCCUGCUGUAUGUGGAUCUCCAAAGUCGCUUGCUGCUGAACCUCCUGGCAGAGUGCCAGCAUCGUCUCGAAAGGGGUAGCCUGGACAUUCACAGUCUUUGUAUCCUGGGGGAAUGUCUGAUUAAACUGCAAGGUCCAGGUUGUUCGACAGUAGACCUGAUUAUGUAUCAACUGCAAGGUGAAAAUUUGGAAGAAUUUACCCCGGAGGAUAUUUUGACCCUUUACAGAAUACUGCAGGCAUGUCCUGAAAAAGUUGACCAACACCAGACGUUUUUAAAUAAGAUAAAUAACUUUUCUCUGUCAUUAGUUUCCAACCUGAGUCCUAAGUUGCUGAGCCAAAUGCUUACUGCCCUGGUGGUCCUUGAUCAAACUCAGGCACUUCCGCUGGUUAUAAAAUUGGGUAAAUAUGUUGUGAGGCAUGUCCCUCAUUUCACUAAUGAAGAGCUCAAAGAAGUCUUAGAGGCAUUCAUCUACUUUGGGCACAAUGACAGAUUUUUUACAAAAGCCCUGGAGCAACAUGUCGCUUCACUCUGUCUCACUCUGGAUCCCGAGGUUACCAGCAAAGUCAUGGAGUAUUGCAGUAGAAAGCUGAUUUUUUCAAAACCCAUCCUCAAUGCAGUGGCAGAAACUUUUGUUUGUCAGUCAGAGAAAUUUUCACCUAAUCAAACUGCUGAGUUAAUUGAACCAUUUGGAAAACUCAAUUAUUUGCCACCAAAUGCCUCUGCUUUAUUUAGGAAGCUAGAAAACAUACUGUUAACUCGUUUCAAUUAUUUUCCACCCAAAACACUAUUGAAACUUCUCCAUUCAUGUUCACUUAUCGAAUGCCAUCCAGUCAACUUUAUGGCCAAAAUAUUCAGCCCGUAUUUUCUUCAGCAGCUGCAAGGUGAAGAGUCCUAUUUGGACAGACUGAGCCUAGCACAACUGACCCAACUUUUCUUAACCGCGAUUCUAGAAUGCCCGUUCUAUAAGGGUCCAAAACUUCUUCCUAAAUAUCAAGUGAAAUCAUUUCUUACUCCGUGCUCUUCCCUGGAGACCCCCAUGGAUUUUCAGCUUUAUAAAUCUGUGAUGAUUGGACUGAUUGACCUGUUAGGAGCAAGACUGUAUUUUGCUUCAAAAGUGUUAACACCCUAUUGUUACACCAUAGAUGUUGAAAUUAAAUUAGAUGAAGACGGAUUUGUAUUACCAUUUACAGUUGAUGAAGAUAUACAUAAAAGGGUAGCACUGUGCAUUGAUGGUCCAAAAAGAUUUUGUUUGGAUAGCAAACACUUACUGGGAAAGGAAGCUACUAAACAAAGACAUCUGUACUUACUUGGUUAUCAAGUUGUCCAGAUUCCCUAUUACGAGGUUGAGAUGCUAAAAUCAAGACUUGAAUUAGUGGAAUAUUUACAAAGAAAACUAUUUUCUCAGAACUCUGGUGGUCACUGGCAACAAGAAUGAAUACUGACUUCAGAACUCAAAUAGUGAAAGAACUUGCAAAUUAGCCGUUUGUUUAUGCACUGUGGUGAUCUGAAAGGGGUCUCUAGUUUCCUUAUACCGUGUAUACACUGAUCAGUGGCAAAUUUACAGUUAAUUUUAACCUUCAUUUAAUACUGGUAUCAGGUACUUUUAUACAUCAAACAAUCGAUCAAGUACAAUA